Molecule: messenger RNA, 2948 nt
Organism: Lontra canadensis (Northern American river otter)
Lineage: Eukaryota; Metazoa; Chordata; Mammalia; Carnivora; Mustelidae
Gene: IL17RC
Product: interleukin 17 receptor C
Exons: 19
Coding region: 764-2905 (713 amino acids)
Molecular function (GO): interleukin-17 receptor activity
Source: RefSeq, a predicted model, not a curated record
AAUCUUAAUCCUUACUGUGAACAGGUUCAGAAAGGUCCAUCUAUCAUGCAACAUGGCAACAGCACAAAUGGGGCCCCUGUCUUCCUGGCUCUGAGUCCUGAGUUCCUUCCCACCCUUGAGCAGAGGCCAGGAAGGGAUGAAAAGCCCACUUUCUGAUGCCCUUUGUCCCUCCCUUUAGAGCUCCUGUCCCACAAAGGGUCACUGAGUCCCAAGGCAGAUGUGUGAAGGGACCGGGGGUGCCCUGUAUGAGGGGACCUAAUGGGCAGCAAAAUCCCAGAUUCACGUGGGAAGUGGAGAUGCCCUAGCAUUGCCCAGGCCCUCUUCCUUAGGGAGUCCCAGGGUGAGUAAGCGCUCCCUUACUCAGCGGUGAUGCCACCACCCUCUUCAGGGGCCCCUCCCAGCCAGGUGUCAGCAGAGAAGGAGGAGGAUGAGAGAGGGAGAAAAGAGGAGGCCACCACCACCAGCCAAGGCUGCUGGCUCCCAGGCCUGGUGUUGGUGGGAGGGACAGGGCGGGGCGGGAACAGUCAGCUGCCUGCCGGGAGCCAAACCGAAAGGAAAGCACUCCCGGCUGGACUGGGACAGGAUUCAGGGCUCCCAGGAGAGGGAGUGCUCAAGACAGCACUGGGACCCCAGGCUGAAGAGGGAUUCUGGCCCCUAGUGCCCACAGGCUUGGGGCUGAUUAGGAACGGAGGUACGGUGUCUGCCCCCCCCUUGGGGGGGCAGGACAGGGCCUUGGGCCUUGGUGCCUCCUGGUACAUGGAAGAUGCCUGUGCCUUGGUUCCUGUUGUCCUUGGCACUGGGCCGAAGCCCCAUGGUCCUCUCUUUAGAGAAGCUUAUGGGGCCUCAGGACACUGCCCGCUGCUCUCCGGGCCUUUCCUGCCACCUCUGGGAUGGUGACGUGCUCUGCCUGCCCGGGAGCAUCGUGUCUGCCCCGGGCCCUGUGCUGGUGCCCACACGCCUGCAGACAGAGCUGGUGCUGAGGUGCCACCAGGAGACUGACUGUGACCUCUGUGUGCGUGUGGCCAUCCACCUGGCUGUGCAUGGGCACUGGGAAGAACCUAAAGAUGAGGACAGGUCUGGAAGAGCCGCUGAUCUGGAGCUCGAGGAGCCUAGGAACGCCUUUCUCCAGGCCCAGGUGGUGCUCUCCUUCCAGGCCUACCCUACCGCCCGCUGCGUCCUGCUGGAGGUGCAAGUGCCUGCUGCCCUCGUGCAGCCUGGUCAGUCUGUGGGCUCUGUAGUAUUUGACUGCUUCGAGGCUGCUCUGGGGGCUGAGGUGCGACUCUGGUCCUACACUCAGCCCAGGUACCAGAAGGAACUCAACCUCACACAGCAGUUGCCUGACUGCAAGGGGCUUGAAGUCCAGGACAGCAUCCAGAGCUGCUGGGCCCUGCCCUGGCUCAGUGUGUCUGCCGAUGGCGAUGAUGUGCACCUCGUGCUGGACGUCUCUGAGGAGCAGCACUUUGGCCUCUCCCUGUACUGGAACCAGGUCCAGGGCCCUACAAAACCAUGGUGGCACAGCAACCUGACUGGGCCACAGAACAUUACCUUGAACCACACAGACCUGUUUCCCUGCCUUUGUAUUCAGGUGUGGCCGCUAGAGCCCGACUCUGUCAGGACGAGCCUCUGCCCCUUUAAGGAGGACCCCCGGGCACACCGGAACCUCUGGCGUGCAGCCCGGCUGCGGCUACUGUCCCCCCGGGGCUGGCAGCUAAAUGCACCCUGCUUGCUGCUUGCUGAGGCCACUCUGUGUUGGCAGGCACCAGGCGGGGGUCCCUGCCUGUCGCUGGUCCCACCGCUGUCCCGAGAAAAUGUCACUGUAAAUAAGACACUUGAGUUGCCAUUGCUGAAUGCCCACCCCAACCUCUGUGUUCAGGUGAGCAGCUGGGAGAAGCUGCAGCUACAGGAUUGCUUGUGGGCUGAUUCCCUCGGGGCCCUCAAGGAUGAUAUGCUGCUGCUAGAGACACGUGGUCCCCAGGACAACAGAUCGCUCUGUGCCUUGGAACCCAGUGGCUGCACCCCACUGCUCAGCCGGGCCUCCACGAGGGCAGCUCGCCUCGGAGAGCAGUUACUACAGGACCUGCAGUCAGGCCAGUGUCUGCAGCUCUGGGAAGAUGACCUGAGAGCACUAUGGGCCUGCCCCAUGGACAAGUACGUUCACCAGCGCUGGGCCCUGGUGUGGCUGGCCUGCCUACUCUUGGCCUCUGCACUUUUCCUUCUCUUCCUUGUCAAAAAGAACCAAGUGAAAGGGUGGCUGAGGCUCUUGAAGGAGGACCUCCGCGCGGGGGCUGUCGCCAGGGGCCGCGCGGCUCUGCUCCUCUACUCAGUGGAGGACUCUGGUUUCGAGCGCCUGGUGGGCGCCCUGGCCUCAGCGCUCUGCCAGCUGCCCCUGCGGGUGGCCGUGGACCUCUGGAGCCGUCGUGAACUGAGCGCGCAGGGCCCCCUGGCCUGGUUCCACGCACAGCGGCGCCAGACCCUUCAGGAAGGGGGCGUGGUGGUCCUGCUCUUCUCGCCGGGGGCCGUGGCACUAUGCCACGAGUGGCUGCAGGACGGGGCGUCAGGGUCCGCCCCGCACGGCCCGCACGACGCCUUUGCCGCCUCGCUCAGCUGCGUGCUGCCCGACUUCCUGCAGGGCCGGGCGCCAGGCCGCUACGUGGGGGCCUACUUCGACGGACUGCUCCACUCGGAGGCCGUGCCCGCUCUUUUCCGCAGCGUACCCGUCUUCUCCCUGCCCUCGCAGCUGCCCGACUUCCUGGGGAUCCUGCAGGGGCCUGGCACCCCCCGUCCUGGGCGGCUCGGGGAGAGGGCGAAGCGAGUGUCCCGAGCCCUGCAGCCUGCCCUGGACCAGCUGCUUCAGUCUCCCGGGGAUCCCGGAGAUCCCGAGGACUGCACGCAGGUUGGCACGUGAGGCAGGGGCGACGGCUCGAAUAAAGGCAGACGCUAUUUUUCUA